AUGGCACCAACUACUUUGCAUCUACGGUCAGAACUUGGAAAGUUGCUUGAGCACCGAGCCGCCCUGACUCCCACGACCACAAAAGCACUCAUUGCUGCGGGAUACCAGGUUCUUGUUGAGCGGAGCCCUCAAAGAAUCUUCGACGACGAGGAAUACGAGAAUGUUGGAGCCACAUUAAUACCGGAGAAUACGUGGCGUGAUGCCCCAAAGGACCACAUCAUCAUUGGCCUCAAGGAGCUACCAGUCGAGACAUUCCCCCUUGAGCAUGUACAUGUCCAAUUUGCCCACUGUUAUAAGCAACAGGCAGGGUGGGAGAAGGUUCUUGGCAGAUUUGUCCGAGGAAAUGGGGUGCUCUUGGACCUCGAAUUCUUGACCGACGCGAGCGGAAGGAGGGUAGCAGCAUUUGGGUAUCACGCUGGUUUUGCUGGUGCAGCUUUAGCUGUCAUGAACUGGGCGUGGCAGAUCAACAAUCCCGACCGGCCACUUCCAUCUGUGUCAUCGUAUCCCAACGUUGACGCUUUGACGACCGACGUCAAGAAGGCUGUCGCACAAGGAGCCGAGAAGACCGGCAGGGCACCAAGAGUGCUUAUCAUUGGAGCCUUAGGGCGUUGUGGCAGUGGUGCAGUUGACCUAUGCUUGAAAGCUGGUGUCCCAACCGAGAACGUCCUCAAGUGGGAUAUGGCAGAGACAGCGAAGGGUGGGCCCUUUCCGGAAAUAGUUGAGAGCGACAUCUUCAUCAACUGCAUUUACCUCAACACCAAGAUCCCCAACUUUGUCGAUCUGCCAUCGCUCGAUACACCGAGUCGCAAGCUGUCCGUGGUCUGUGAUGUUUCCGCCGACACCACAAAUCCAAAUAACCCGAUCCCUAUCUACACGGUAGCGACCACCUUCGAUGAACCUACUGUUUCUGUCGAGGUCAAGGGCGAACCGGCGCUUAGCGUUAUUAGCAUUGAUCAUUUACCAAGUUUGUUGCCCAGGGAGGCAAGUGAGGCCUUCAGUCAUGACCUGUUGCCCCAUUUAUUGGAGCUCAAGAAUUGGAAAAGCAACCCUGUAUGGGCCCGCGCAGAGAAGCUGAUGCAAGAGAAGGUUUCUACUUUACCAAAGAGCGAGUUAUAA
Messenger RNA from Exophiala bonariae, 1116 nucleotides. Its product is annotated as mitochondrial Homoaconitase. Gene Ontology annotation, cellular component: cytoplasm. Gene Ontology annotation, molecular function: saccharopine dehydrogenase (NAD+, L-lysine-forming) activity. NCBI's taxonomy places the organism in Eukaryota, Fungi, Ascomycota, Eurotiomycetes, Chaetothyriales, Herpotrichiellaceae. Bases 1 to 1116 code for a protein of 371 amino acids. The transcript has 3 exons. The record is from RefSeq and is a predicted model, not a curated record.